AUGGCUCGGGCCACAGCAACCAUGGGGGAAGACUACAACGACAGCUGCAGCUGUAUGCCAUUCAAGAUGCUCAAAACACGCUUUCGGGCAAGGCUAUCUAGCUUGAAGCAACGACGAGCAUCCAGUAUCGACAGAGCACCACCUACGACCUCCAGACUCACAGAGACAAAACGAUCGACGGCAUCUCAGACCAGUGACGACAGCUCUUCCACUGUUGUAGCUACUCCCAGUCAGGCGGAGAAGCUCAGCAACAAUGAUCUGGAUCUGGCCCGACGCAUUCUAGCCAUCAUUUGCCGCUACAAGCUGCCAACUCGGAAAGAACCGCUGCACGAUGCGGAAAGCAGACACCUCGAACAGAUAUGUGGCCUCGUCUCCAGAUCCGAGCCUAUACAAAUGUGCUUGCCAGCAUUCCCGUUCAAGUCGCCCAACACCAGUACCAAAGUCCUUGGUCAUCUGCCGGACAAAGCUGAAGAGUUCGGCUUGGCUCAUCUCAAUGGCCUGUGCGCUGCGAUCGUUCACAUCUACGAGCCCGGUGCCAGCCUCAUGAUCAUUUCAGACGGCCUGGUCUACAACGAUCUCCUGGGCGUUCCUGACAAGAAUGUCUGGGCCUAUGGCCAAGCUCUCCGUGACAUAGCCACCGAGCAAAAUCUCAAGCACAUCCACUUCUCGCGUCUCCGGGACCUGGCCAAGAUCAAUGUGCCAGACAAGCUAGACCAAAUCACAUAUACCUCGAACGCCACGAACUUCCGACACGCGCUGCUUUCACAGUACAGUGACCCUGAGUUUGAUGCCACGGUACGGAUACACGAGGACGAGAACACCUGCCUUACUUACCGCGGCUACCUCAAAUUCCUUGCAACGGACCUGCAGGACGUGUAUCCAGUGGGAGCUGAGCGUUCCAAGUCGCAGUACAAGAAGGGGUUUGAAUACAUCGCCAAGCAAAUGUUGUUUAGGGGAGAUGCAUUUGCUAGAGCUGUUCGCGAGACCUUUCCAGACCACGUCAGGUUAUCAAUUCACCAGACACAAGACACGGAAUGCAAGAUUUCCAUCAGUCUUCUGCCCACCGGCACAUCUUUUACAACUCCAUGGCACUGCUGCAUUGCAUUCAAUCUGGACGGCAUGACCACCACAGGCCAUCACGCAACAUUCGACGCUGACGAUCGCUAUGAGCUCAUACACAAGAACGGCCGCCCAAGCUUCUACCUCGAAAAAUCUUUCCUUCUCUCGUGGGGUCAGGACCGCGGCGGCAUUAGCUGUGAUCCUCUCUAUCCAGCGGGUCUCAUGUUACGCCCGUCUAUCGAGGACGUAGAUGGUGCGAAAGUACGAGCUCUAGCACAGCAAAACUCUCCUGUCAUCCUACGAGACUUCGCCAAGACUCGGGAUCGCGAACUCUUCGUCCAGGCUUCACAUCGUAUGGGCACACCCACGGGCUGGAAGUUUGGUCUCGUUCUCGAAGUCAAAGACCAAGGCAACGACACUCGCGGCUUGAACAACGUCUUGUCGUCCGAAUGGAUGCCUUUCCAUUACGAUGGUCUCUUCAAGACAGAGAAGCGUGCUCUGCCCGAUGGCUCAGAACAGCUUGUACCUACGCCACCCAAGUUUCAGCUCUUCACAUCUGUGACGACUAGUCCCAAAGACACUGGCUUCACGCUAUUCUCAACCUCCACGCUGCUGUCCAAGUAUUUGCCGAAAGACCUACCAUUGGAGAAACUGAAGACUUUGACGUGGAGCGUCAGUACAUCUUCCUUCAACGCAAUAGCUCUGCGUAAUCUCCCACUGGUUGUGGAUCACCCUGACACGGGAAAGCCAUGCUUACGAUUCCAUGAGCCUUGGCCGCAGGAGAAGACCAGAUUCGACGCUACGGAUAUCAACAUCGAGAAUGCCCGCGGUAUCAGCGAAGACGGGACAGUGUGGACUAGUAAAGAAAUCUGUGAGAUUUUGACGGACCUGUUGCAUGAUCGCAGGGUCUGCUGUUAUCAUUCUUGGGAGAAAGGAGAUUUGUUGGUGAGCGACAAUAUCCUUGCACACCACACAAGGAGUGACUUCAAGAGUGGUAGUGAGAGGGAAUUGUGGAGGAUACACUUUGAAUAG
This is a messenger RNA of Fulvia fulva, 2091 nucleotides long. Its product is annotated as Isocyanide synthase xanB. The transcript has 3 exons. NCBI's taxonomy places the organism in Eukaryota, Fungi, Ascomycota, Dothideomycetes, Mycosphaerellales, Mycosphaerellaceae. The record is from RefSeq and is a predicted model, not a curated record. Gene Ontology annotation, molecular function: oxidoreductase activity. The coding region runs from base 1 to 2091 and encodes 696 amino acids.